Cotesia glomerata is the source of this 2308-nucleotide messenger RNA. RefSeq lists its product as uncharacterized. Lineage: Eukaryota; Metazoa; Arthropoda; Insecta; Hymenoptera; Braconidae. The transcript has 2 exons. The record is from RefSeq and is a predicted model, not a curated record. Bases 405 to 2240 code for a protein of 611 amino acids.
UGACUGUGACCUGCUGUCAGUUGCCCGAGCCCUGUGCCACGGUUAGGACCGUCACAUUAUCAGUCUAACGACUGAAAGACGAAAGGCAUCACGAGGAGUCGAUAGGCAAUUUUUAUUUGUUUUUAAAGUUAUUAUUAGAAAAAUAAUUAUUAUUGUCAAACACAAUCAACCUGAUUCUCGUCUAGUCGUGAGCUAGAGGUUUUUUUUUUUAUAAAAAAUUGCAAUAAAUAAAUAAAUAAAUAAAUUGAAUAGUUUGUGGUGUUUUUUAAAAUUCAGUGACUUGUACCAAGUGAAAAUAAUAAAUAUAAAUAAGAGGGCAGGUCAUUGCUCAUAUCACAGCGUGCCUAAGGAUGUCCUGGUAGCGCUGGAGAAUCGCAUCACUCCCCGGAGAGUCGCGAGAAGAGAUGGCGUGGAGAUUAUCGUACGAGAAAAGCACUGCAACGAGCACGAUACUUCUCGUCCUGCUGGUACUGCUCGAUGCAGCAUUCGUAUGGAAGCAGGUAAACGCAGCACCAGUAAAACGUAACGACGUUUCAGCGGGAACUGAAUUUUUAAGUGUAUUUAUAAACGGUGCAAUGGCACCAACACCACGACGUCGAGGUUUCAGACGCAACCAGCACUCGAUCCAGGACAAUGCAGUAGCUGAAUCCCGACACAGCGAGGCAUCAAUUUACCGGAUAUCACGUGCGCCCUCCAGUCCAAGGCCAACGACAUCGCGACCGAGUCACCGGGAAAUCGGCGCGAAACUUUACCCAGUUAGCCACAAGUCUUUGGAGCCCCCUAAUCGAGAGCACACGCAUUUAUCUGACGAUUUGGGAACAGAAGACAUAGUCCGUUUGAAACCUCUUAUGUCGGUAACGCAUAACCCUUUAAGCGACAAACGGAUCAACGGAAACACAACCAAGCCUAAAAGCAUCAGCAGAAAAGUUAUCGGGGUUAGUGUCACGUCCACAGUCGAGGCGACACCUUACAAAGUAAGAGUUGAGCACUACGACAACGAGCAGCUGACAAUGAUAACAAGGCCGCCAAUUAGCGGGUCUUCUUUCGCCGCAAGUAGCAAUUUAGCAGCAACCGGUAUUGGAACCGGUACCGCUAAAUCGGGCUCGAUGAUUACUACCGAAACUUCAACCUGGACCACGUCAACUAUUCCGACACCCGUAAAAACGUCAACUGUUAAGACGUCGACUCCGAUUCCUGCUAAAUUAGUCACCGAGGAGCUCACCAAUAUUGUAUCGGAGUCAAACCGCAGCGAGUUUUCAGUGGACGAAGGCCUUCCGCGAACCAGUUGGCGAGCAAGGUCAUCUGUGACACCAGAAUCGACGAUCACACACUCAGUGCCAUUUUCAACCUCGUCAAGCUUCCCGAAAUCGCAAGAGCACAAAGAUUCUCUUGAGAUGGCCACUAGCUCAGAGCCUGUCGAGCAGAGUUACGAGCUGCCCGACGAGAACUCGGAAAUCCACGAGGUCCAAGAUGUCGCUCACCUGCAGGCUCGCAAAGCGGGCAGGCACUACGACAGCUCUUUGUUCAAUCAGCCGCCCAAGGUCUAUCCCCAACCUUCAAAAAUUUACCGAAAACCCUCGCGGAUUUACGGAGAACCUGUCAAAAUCUACAGUGAGCCGGCAAAAGUCUACGGUGAGCCCGAAAAAGUCUACAGUGAGCCUUCAAAAAUUUACAGUGAGCCUUCAAAAAUUUACAGUGAGCCUUCGAAAAUUUACAGUGAGCCCUCGAAAAUUUACAGCGAGCCUGCGAAAGUUUAUGGGGAGCCCGAAAAAGUCUACGGAGAGCCUGCGAAAAUUUACUCCAAGCCGGCUAGGGUUUACAGCGAGCCUGCUAAGGUUUACAGUGAGCCCGCUAAGGUUUACAGUGAGCCCAGCAAAAUUUACGGGCUGGAUGGGCAGCCGAUUAACCAUGAACCCGAAGAAGAGAACUACGAGGUAGAUGAGGCUGUGAGUGUUGGCAGCAAUGGAAAUGUUCACGGUCCUCAAGGGGUCACAGAAGCGCCAAACUCGGGUGCAGUCGACGCUUCUGAAGACGGGCACAACAAAGUUGGGUACGUGGUCGAGGGAAGAAAUUAUCGCAAGUACCGCGUCGAGGAGCGUACGCCCGACGGAUUUAUCGUCGGAGAAUACGGGGUUGUUAGCCAUGAUGAUGGUUCUUUACGGGGUGUUCGUUACACUGCUGAUGGAACCAUAAAUCCUAGGCUAAUUUACGACGCGUUGAUGAAAUUUCUUGCUCUUUAAUUAAAAGAAACUUUAAUAAUCGCAUUACACAGAAAAAAGGCUCUUGAAUGAGAAAUUUCUUUAAAAAA